AUGGAAAAAAAAUCAGAAAUGAGUAAAGAGAAGCAAAAAACUAAGAAACGGAAUUCUGCAUCUAUUUUUAAAAAUAAGGAAAUGGUGUCUGACGAAAAGGAUAAAAAAGAACAUAAAAGUGGUGAUGGAUUAAAGGAAGAAAAUACAAGACAGAAAAAAGAAGAUAAAAAUAAAGAAAUUGCUGAUAAAAAUAUUUUAGAGAAUUGUGAUGAAUCUUCGUCAAGUAUUGAAAAAGAAGAAAAAAUGCCAAGAAAAGAAGUUAAUAAGAAAGCUGUUACUGCUGAUUCGAUUGAGUCUUCUUUAAGUGAUUCAAUGCGAAGUUUUGAUGCAGGUGAAAAUAGGAAAGAUUUAUCAAGUGAAUCUAAAGAAUCUAGCGAAUCAAGUGAAUCUGAAGGAUCUAGCGAAUUAAGUGAAAGCGAAAAAUUAGGUGAAUCUAAAAAGUCAAGUGAAUCUAAAACGUCGAGUGAAUCUGAAGAAUCUAGCAAAUUAAAUAAAAGCGAAAAAUUAAAUAAAAGUGAAAAAUCAAAUGAAAGCGAAAAAUCAAGUGAAUCUGAAAACUCAAGUGAAUCUGAAAACUCAAGUGAAUCUGAAAACUCAAGUGAAUUAAAGGAAACCAAAAAAACAGGUCAAUCGAAGGAACCAGAAGAUUCAUCAAGCGAGAUUGAACAACAAUCCUCUAGCAUUGAAGAGGAAAAUUUAGAAGAUAAAGAUCUUAGAGUAUGCUUUAUGAAAGGUAUACCAUUUGAUUUAACAGAAGAAGAGUUAAAGAAAGAAGUUGGUUUAAUUGGUAAAACAGUUAGAGUAUCUAUACCUGUCACAGGAGAUAAAAAUAGAAAUAAGGGAUUUGCUUUUAUUGAAUUUGUUAAAGAAGCUGAUGCUAAAAAAUGUUUAAAACUUGAUAAUCAAGAAUUGUUUGGCAGGAAAAUAAAUGUUUCUAUUGCUUCUAAUUCUGAGAGAAAGAAGAAAUACACUUUAAAAGUAAAUAAUUUACCAUUUAAGUGUACAAAAGAGGAUUUAAUAAAAUAUCUUAGUAAAUUUGGUGAAAUAAAAGGAUGUCAUAUACCAAUGGAAGAUGACAGAACUAAAGGAUUUGCUUUUAUUUUCAUUGAUGACGAGUCUACGUUUAAAAAGUUAUUAAAUGCUAAGUUGACAUUUAAAGAUAGAACUCUUUUUGUAAAAGAUGGUGACGAUCAGAAAAAUGACAAAAAUAAAUUUGAUAUUAGAAAAAAGAAUAUAGCAGAAUUAGUAGAAAAGAAAGGUAGUAAUACAAAAAAAAAUAAAGAUUCAUACAGUAAAAAAGGAAAUAAUAAAUCUGAUACAAGAAAAGACACUAAAAGAAUGAAAUACAAUGAAUCUAAAAAAAGUAAAUCUGAAUCUAAAAAUAGAAUAGUAUUUGAAAGUGACAGUGAGUAA
Molecule: messenger RNA, 1413 nt
Organism: Vairimorpha ceranae
Lineage: Eukaryota; Fungi; Microsporidia; Nosematidae
Product: splicing factor cc1-like protein
Exons: 1
Coding region: 1-1413 (470 amino acids)
Molecular function (GO): RNA binding
Source: RefSeq, a predicted model, not a curated record